Aedes aegypti (yellow fever mosquito) is the source of this 3250-nucleotide messenger RNA. RefSeq lists its product as uncharacterized. Lineage: Eukaryota; Metazoa; Arthropoda; Insecta; Diptera; Culicidae. The coding region runs from base 487 to 3123 and encodes 878 amino acids. The transcript is spliced from 6 exons. The record is from RefSeq and is a predicted model, not a curated record.
GUGACUCCCUAUCAACCAUAUCUAAGCGUAUGCUAUCUAUUCGUGAGUGUACUUAUUUACUAUGCUGUAGUGCUGAUAAGCUUGCGGUCUGAUAUCUCUACUCACCUUAGUCUGGUUUUGAAAUUAUGCGAAACAAGUUGUUCGCUAUUGCAUAUAGUUUACAAGUUAGAUUGUUUAGUAUUGAAAAUCAUAUAACCUGGUGCCAAAGGAGUUCAAACGUGUGAACUUUAUAAUAUUUUUGUCAAAUUGAGGAACUAGGAACUACGAUUAUUCUUCAUUUCACGACAACAUUUAUCAAUAUUCGAAAUGAAUCACCUUGAAUGCGUGGUUAUCUAGCGACCGAACCCUACUUUUGAGUACUUACGUAUUUCAGCUUGAGUGGUCGAACCGUGUCGGGUAAUGUAAUUUUGAACAACUAUUUGCCUUUGGCGUGUGAUAAAAUCUGGGAUCCAUAUUUGAUUCAGAACUUGACCGCGUUGGUGCACAAUGGCACCUGCUCUGAUACUCGUAGCGAUAGUCGCCUGUUUGUUCAAAGCGAUCCAAGCUUACAACAUUCCGCAGGAGUUGAUCCAUUGCUAUCGAGGUAACUUCACCCAACCUUCGGUAGGAUUCAACCAACAGCUUUUGUUGGAGCUGAUCCGUAAGGUCGAAGAGAAGAACCCCACCACGUUGGACAUGCGAAUGCUCAGUGUCGAGCUGAUUCAUCGACUUCGAAUUGAUGGCAUCGAAAAGGCUCCAGGUCUGCAGGAAACUGAAUUCGUGACGCCCUAUAGCACUCGCGGAAUAAUGGUGCCCAAGUACAAAUUGCUGCUACAGUUGGUAUCCAACAUACCCGGAACGAUUGAGUUUGACAAAUUUCUAAGUCCUUGGGAGAUUUGUCUGCUCCAUAGAUUGUUGAGCAGCACCGUGGAGCCGUUUCAACGUGGAGACGAACGAACCAGUUGCCCAGCGAUUGUGGCAGACCCAUCCCGAAACGCACAGGCACCGUGGAUCACUCAGAACAAGUCCCAAAUGAACCAAACGACGGGGACGACCUUUGAGCGUCCACUAUCACGCUGCCCGCUGGAAGGCGGAACCUAUCGAAGCUUCCAGUAUGGCUCAAUAGCUCCUGGGGUGCUCGUUAUGUCGAUUGCCGCAGGACUGCAGCCUCAGAACGUCCGAAUCAGCGAAUUUAUCUCCGCCUACAAGAGAAAGGGCACGUACGAAAACUUGGAAACCAUGGAGCGAGCAGAUACUCGCAAGCAAGUGGAGAAGUUACUUUCGUCAAUGGAGUCGAUCGACAAUACGUACGUUGUCGGAUUGGCGGGAGAUUUGGCGGAGGUAUGUUUGUACCAGGGUCCUUAUGUGGGUACCGAUCUUCGAGUGGGACUGCAAGGGAAUUGGAACGACACGUUUUUCCCAAGGUUACGGUUCCUGGCUGAUAAUCACGAAGGUCGGUGGGAAAUGACAGACAGUGAACUUCUGUCAGGAAUUGACGGAUAUUUCCUGGCUCAACAAGUCCCAUACUUUGUUAAUAAGGUUAGAAGGCUUCGGCUAUCACAGGUACUCGAUAUGUACUACAGCAAUCGGGGCAUUCCGGUUGUUUCGAUCGAAAACCUUGGAAAGCGCAAGCUUCCGAACAUAAAACAAACGCCAAAUGGAAAGCUGUCCCGAACGUCCGAGCUUAACGAAGAUUCGCUACACCGAAUGUUCAAUGCCGAUCGAAAGACCAAGUUAUGGAAUGUUUUCAGUGAAGAUGAAGCGCAAGACCCACAUGGGGAUGCACAAAACGUUCCCGACGAUAUCAAUCGAGCCUGUUAUAGAAAGCAAAUCCUUCAAACGAUUGAUAAGGAUCGGCUGAAGCAAGAAACGUUCAACUUUGUGCAGGUUUUACAGUAUACAACCGGCAGUGUUGUUGUCGAGGAUUCACUGAUGCGAAGAAACUGCGAUGCAGCAGUUGAUCGGUUCUUCAGUUACGCAAGCAAUUUGUUAGAUUCGUUCGAGGGUUGUACUUCUGUUGGAAUGUCGGAUACGAAGCCCAUCAUUGAUUUGUUGUUGGUAAUUGAUGGAUCUCGGAGCGUUUACGAAAACCUAAGAAUGAUCUUUCAUCUAUCCGAGUUGAUUGAUGUGUCGAUCUAUGGGUCGUCCAUAUCCGUUAUCAACGGUCAAUCGGGAGAAUUUAUGGUCAACCAGACACGAAGUUUGUCCAGCGUGUUUGAACAGCUCUCGGCAUACCAAGGAUCUUAUCCAUCAGCGUUGUCGCUAUCCAAAAGUUUCGACUCGAUCAUACGCACUUUGUCCAGUCAGAUGGAUGAAGAACGCGCCUACCGUACAGUCGGAGCUAAUGCUCCAGUCAUUUUGGUCAUCUCACAAGGCGCCCGUAUUGUCAACUCGGAUUUCGUUAGUGCCCGUCGAAUGCUGACCAGUUCUUUUGAACAGUUCCCCGAUUUGUACUUUGUCUUCCUGACAAACGAUGCGGCUACGUUCAGCCAGUUGACUGACUUUUCAGGAGUAUCCCACAGUCGAGUUCCAAUCGAAGAGCACUACAAGAUCAUCGAAUCACCCUCAAUCGAUCCGCAGCCAUACAGUGGAUUACUCCAGGCUACCCUGAAAGCCAUUCCGCAACGUUUGGUUGCGCCGUUCUGUCGUACCGAAGCCAACCGAAAGUUAUGGCGAACGGUCAACGUACGAGAAGAACACGAACAAUACCUAAGUCCGGGUGUAGAACUCCGGUACCGUAUCAGUCGCAACUUCUUGUUCAACACCGGCAAUGUUGGAAUUCAGUUCCAAAACUCCGGAUACGGAGAGUUCACCGUAUGCGGGACGAUGGACUCUUCUUUCGCGGGUCUGGCCUGCCAGACCACUACUCCGGAGAACGACAACGUGUGGUUCAACUUCACCGGGUUGUGCUCCGGUGAACCGGGCAUCGAGUGCCGAUCGAUAUACUUCCUGGUGCAGAUGGAGACUUCGAAUAUGAAGUGUACGGAGAACGAUUGUCGCUACCCGGACCAGGUUCGGUUCGUUAUCAAACACGAGGGUUUGCGGUGUCCCUCGGAUGGAAGCGGAGCGCGGAGUUUAGUGAUUGGUUGGAUCCUUCCGGUGUUUGCAAUGUUUUUGACGAUCAGAAUGUUACGUUUUAUUUAGUGCGAAAAUAGUUCAAGCGUAUACCUAGUUGUUACAAAGUGCAAUAUCCUAUAAUAUAGUAUUUAAAUGAAUUAACUCAUUAAUAAUAAUAAUUAGUUUAUGAUAACAUUCCUAAACACAUUGAUAA